Messenger RNA from Oncorhynchus tshawytscha (Chinook salmon), 9725 nucleotides. Its product is annotated as protein Wiz. NCBI's taxonomy places the organism in Eukaryota, Metazoa, Chordata, Actinopteri, Salmoniformes, Salmonidae. Bases 603 to 6752 code for a protein of 2049 amino acids. The record is from RefSeq and is a predicted model, not a curated record. Gene Ontology annotation, biological process: regulation of transcription by RNA polymerase II. Gene Ontology annotation, molecular function: RNA polymerase II cis-regulatory region sequence-specific DNA binding; DNA-binding transcription factor activity, RNA polymerase II-specific. The transcript has 17 exons. Gene Ontology annotation, cellular component: nucleus.
UACACUAUUUGUGCUAUUGUUCUGUUUAUCAUGUUGAAUCAUAAAUGCUAAAAAAAUACUAGUGUGUAAAAUCACACACACACAUUUUACCAUUGCACUUUUCCAGUGCAAUGCAAUCAACUUGAACUUGACCGCAGAGGUUGAAUUUGAACGUUUGCUCCAAACUAUUUUAUGCUGUCUAUCACUGCAUCAAGCUAUCCGUGGUCAAGCUAUCUGCAUUAUACCGUAUUGUUAGUGUAGUGGCGCAUGUAAAUUGGAACAUGGAUUUUAGAGGGAUAGCCUGACCUCAGUUCUAAAUCGACGUCACUCACGUAGCCGUGGCGUGCCUGCAGGCAAAUAACAUGGAGUCGAGUGUGUGGUCUCUGCAAGCGGGUUCAUGGAAAAAAUGUAGCACCGAUGUGACAAAAAUAUAGCAACACACUCUACAUGCAUUCAUGGACUGAGGAUAUUCGUAGCUUUGUUCCAUAUAAAGCAUGGAGAACGGUGCGUAAACAACUCCUUCCCUCAGACCACAAGCCAGGCCGUUUUCCUGGAAGAGCACACCACACACAAUGUAGACUGUAGUGGACAGCAGUGGAACACCAUACUGUGCUCUGGGGACCAUGGAGCUAGAGGGGGAUUCUCUUUCCCCCAGGGAUUCCUUCACCUCAGUGAGCAGCUAUGGGCCACCACCCUCAUUCUCAGCACAGGACACCGUAACCCACAACCUCCUAAAUCAGACCUUACAGGUUUCAGACGAGCUCAUCUUCAGUGGGAGCCCAUGGUCCAGUGGUGGCAAUGGGGACUUUGAGAGGACCGGAGGCCCCCUAUCCCAGGUGGAAUCAGGGAGGAGUGCACAGAGGAGCGUCAGGCCCUCAGCCUUUCCCUCCUCCCUGACCUGGGACUCUGACUCUGAGAAAGAGACACUAGACGAGGAGGAGCUACAGCAUUUUUCUAACCCUCACGGUCUGGCCGCUCACAGCCCAGGAUCCCUCUCCUCUGGACACAGACCUGACAGUGAGGAUGACCAAGCACCUGAACAACUGCCGCACUUACCCACUGAGACAAACCUACUCAGCCCUGUGGAGGAGCAGGACCAAGACAAGCCUAACACACACAGAGAGGAGCCAAAGAAGGCCCAAUCCAGUUCAAAAGAAUUGGUAGAUGACAGUGUCUGGGACAUAUCGGAGAAAGCUGAAGUGUUUCAGUCCAAAGUGACAUCAAAGGAGGGGUGCAAAAUUGAGGAGGAGGGAGAGGAAAAGGACCUGACAGGGAAGGACAAGGAGCCUGAGCGGGAUGUGUACACCUUUCCUGGGGACUCAGACACAGAGAGCCCCCCACCAGCACCCUGGGCACACUGCACCUUCAUCCAGCGUCGGAAGAAGAAGAGGGCCCUGCUCAGGCCCUUCUCUGGCCAGGGCUCCUGGGAACGCACAUCAACAGGAGCUGAUAAGAAGGCAAGGGGUGCUUCCUCAAGAGCAAAGAGCUUGGUGCCAGUGAAGGUGAGUGGAGGGGCCUAUGACUUUAAGGAGGACUUGGAAAAGGCAACAGAGGAACUGGAGAAGGUAGAAGAGAAAAAGGGUGGUGAAGAAGAAGAAGGAGGAGAGGGAGAGCUUAGUGAAGAGAUUUUCACCUGUGUGGAAUGUAGCAUUUACUUCAAGAAGCAGGUCUACCUGCAGGAUCACAUGCAAGAGCACAGUCAUAGCAGGCCGGGGACUGGCAGGAGGGAGCGCGGAGUGAAGGGCGCACGAUUUCGGUGCGUGGAGUGUGGAUGGAACCUGUCAAACAGGCUGGCUAUGGCGGACCACAAGAGACGACACCAGGAGUCUCGUCAAAAGAUCCUGGAGGAGAUUGGGAAGCUGAGUGACAGUGGGAAAGGAGAGACUACGCAAGGUGAACCGAGCAAGGUGACCAAACCUGCAAGCCCAGUCCUAGAACCAUUUGUAGCUCUAGUCACGACUCCAGCUCCAGCUCCAGCUCCAUUCACAGAGCCAGAUCCAGUUCCAGUCCGGACCCCAGUCAAAGCUCGAGCCAAAACUCCAGUCAAAGCAAAGGUCAAAGGCCCAGCCAAUCGUCGCUAUCUCUGCCUCAAGUGUGACUUCAGUACACGCACCUCACAGGCAUUGGCCAACCACGCCAAGACCCACAACAGAAAACCUACUGGUCUGCAGCGAGCCUCUCCGCGCUUUCAGCCAAAGCUCACUCCUAUGGAGCCGCCUGUGUCACCUGGAUCUGCCUCUGGCCUGACCUCCAUCUCUCUCACUUGUGAUCAGUGUGCCUUCCAGGCCUCCAGUCAAACUGCCCUGAAGGAGCACCAACACGUGGGUCACCCCGCGCAGACCUCCAUCUGUGGGGAAGGGCCUGAAGAGAUGAACCGUCCAGGGUCCAGAAUUGAUGCUUCCUCUCCACCAUGUUCUGAUACGCUUUCUAAGCCUGUCUCUCCACCAGAGGGCCAAAGCCAAUCAAAGGCCAGUAAGUCUUCUUCUUCUAUUUGGAUCUCUGCUAUGGAGGACAGUGACACACUGCCCCAACCAUCAAACACUGCUACAGCUCCCCAGCGUAGAGAGUUAGCUUUUAAGACCAUCGGGAACAAGAGGGCAAAUCGGAGAGGGAAGGUGGGGACAGAACUCCUCUGGCCAAAUCCCAGACUGGACAGUGGGCCACCUGAGACCGAUGAUGCACAAAGCCAGGGCCAGAGCCCUGACCUGGCAACUGAUAUGAACCAAAAAGAGACUGAAUCACUUGUUGGAUCCAAACCGCUCACCAGGGCUCGAUCCCUCCGAGAUGACUCCUCUCUAAAACAACAGAGCCUCACAGCCUCAUGCUCUACAGAAAGGAAGCCCGUGAAGGAAGAGGAAGUGGACGGGGAGCCAAAGGUUGCUUUUGAAAAGAAGAGUAACAAGGUUUUUUCUGAUGAAAAUGACGAUGAUGAUGACAACGAUGAUGAGGACAACGAUGAUCAUGACGAAGAAGAGGAAGUGGAAAAUAUCCGGCGUUUCCUAGCGGAGGGCAUAUCAGAUGAGGAUUAUGAGGAGAUUGAUGAGGAGACGGGGACCCUGAAGAGCGUGGAGAGGAAAUGCCCCUACUGCCCUGAUCGCUUCCACAACGGCAUCGGGCUAGCCAAUCACGUCAGGGGCCACCUCAACCGAGUGGGCGUCAGCUACAAUGUGCGCCACUUCAUAUCCCCUGAGGAGGUCAAUGCCAUUGAGAAGAAGUUCUCCUACCAGAAGAAGAAGAAAAAGGUUGCCAACUUUGACCCGGAUACGUUCAGUGUGAUGCGCUGUGAGUUCUGCAAUGCUGGCUUUGACACCCGGGCUGGCCUGUCCAGCCAUGCCAGGGCGCACCUGCGGGACUUUGGGAUUACUAACUGGGAGGUGACUGUCUCGCCCAUCCAUAUCCUCCGGGAGCUCUUCUCCAGCCGCCCAGACCUGGUCCUCCCCACAGCCCCCCCACGCAGCCCAGCCUCAGACGAGGAGGAGGAAGACCUGGAGACGGAGGAGGAAGAACCAGGGGGAGGGGAGGGGAGUGAAGAGGCAACAGGUGCUACAGUCUCCAUCCUACUGCCAUCGUCGCCUUCUCAGCCUUGGGAGAAAGACCACAGCGUUGGUGAGCCUGAAGUCGGGGAGGAGGAAGAGCAGAUGCCAGCACUGGACAGCUUGACCUCCAGCCCAGGGAGGAAGGGUCUGUUUUCCCUGGACCCAGAGAGCCCCUCCCCGAGGGAUGAAGCUGACAUCAAAGUGUCCAACCUGUUAAAGUGUGAGGUGUGCAGUGCCCCCUUCGAGACGAGGCGGGGCCUAUCUAGUCACGCCCGUUCCCACCUGCGCCAGCUGGGCAUCGGCAUGUCGGAGAGUAGCGGGGCACCCAUCGACCUCCUCUACCAGAUCACCAAGGAGCGUGGUCUGGAUGGGCACUUCCCCCCUCCCCUCCCCCGCCCCCCCGUCGCCAAGAAGCCCCUUCACGUCCUGCCAGCCCCACGGAUAGAAGAGAGAUAUCAAGACACCGACAUGGACGAGAAACCCAUCCCUCUCUCCAUCCCCUCCCCUGUGGCCUCCCCUCCCCCCUCACUCAUCAGGGCCUGCUCCCCUUCUCCUGUGGUGAGGAAGGCCCCCAUCUCCUCCCUGCUGCCUGUGUCCUCCCCCCUGCGCUGUCUGGACCAUAAGCCUGGAGGGGUGAAGAGCACCACCUCUAACCUCUCUGCCAAACCUUUCUGGGCUCCACAGGAGACUGAUGCCCCACUCAACCUCACAUUGGAGGUAGACCCCAACAAGGACAUAGUGUGCCAGCUGUGUGGCGCCUGGUUCGAGACGCGAAAGGGCCUGUCCAGCCAUGCCCGAGCCCACCUGCGUCACUUUGGGGUGGAGUACUCGGAGUCCAAAGGUUCCCCCAUAGACCUCCUCAACCAGCUCAUUCACACUGAUGACUUCAAGCACAGAGCCAGCGCCCUGCAGCCUGAGGGGCCCCAGGGGCUCAGGGGCCUCACAGCCAGCCUCUCCUCCCCCAAACGCUCCCUCCUCACCACCUCCUCCACACCUCUCCUCUACAAGGUCACUACGAUGGGGGGCGGAUCUGGGUCCAAAGCUACCUCUUCCUCAGCUUCCUCAAUGUUUGGCCCGCCCUCCAAACGUCCCAAGUCCUCCAAAUUACAGGUCUUCCGUUUGAGUGGCGGGGAACUCACGCCCAUCCCCCACAGUGAACCAGUGAAGGAGAUCGGCUGUGAGUUCUGUGGGGAGUACUUUGAAAACCGUAAAGGUCUCUCCAGUCACGCGCGUUCCCACCUGCGCCAGAUGGGCAUCACAGAGUGGACAGUCAACGGUUCCCCCAUAGACACCCUGCGAGAGCUGAUCACACGUCGAGGUCUACCAUGCGCCCUGCCCCUCAAGCCCCUAAAAUCUCCCCCCCCAUCCCCCGGACCCCCUCGCUCCCCCUUGUCCUCCCCUGCCUCUCCCAGCCUCCUGAGUCGCCUCCCUUUUGCCUUCGCCCACCCACCCAGCCACCAGUCCACAGUGCGUAAGAUGGGCUCAGCUCCACCGGCCUCCCCUAGCCUGAUAGUCAAGCUGAAGCCUGAGCCUAUGCAGCUGGAAGUCACCAUGCCAGGAGCGGUGGGGGGAGCAGCGGGAUACUCCUCUGAGCCACUGAAUUGCAGCUGGAGCAGCUCUGACAAUAUGCUCCCUCUUAACUUGGUCACAGCCCAUGAAGUAGAGCCCACUCGGGACAUCCGCUGUGAGUUCUGUGGGGAGUACUUUGAGAACCGUAAAGGUCUCUCCAGCCACGCCCGUUCCCACCUGCGCCAGAUGGGCAUCACAGAGUGGACAGUCAACGGCUCCCCCAUAGACACCCUGAGAGAACUCAUGCACAAGAAUGGGGGCACCUCGUCCCCAGCCCCGGGGCUGAAGAAGGAGACCAGCCAGGGGUCCAGCCCCACCUGGGAAGGCCUGGUGGGGGGCCUGGGUUACCAGUCGCCCAAGUUCUCCCGCAAAUCCCCCCUCAACCUGCUGCACUCUGGCUCCCGGCUUCAUAAGCACGGCCUGGGGGCGGUGGGCCUCUCCUCCACCCCUCCCGCCGGGAAGUUUUUUGCGGUGUCCCUGCUGGGUAAGAGACCCCUGACGGAGGAGGGCCGUCCAGUUGAGAGGUCACCAUCCCACCCCCAGUCCUUUUCGCCACUGCCACAUGACCUCUCCAUCAAAGGGAAGUCCUCUCCAGACAAGAAUGCGGGAGGGCACCUGGAUGCCAGCUGUGAGCUGUGUGGGUUCUACUUUGAGAACCGCAAGGCGCUGGCUAGCCAUGCGCGGGCCCACCUGCGGCAGUUUGGCGUGACAGAGUGGUGUGUGAACGGUUCGCCCAUCGAGACGCUGAGUGCCUGGAUGCGCAGCCGGCCCCACAAGGUGGUGGAGAUGCACCGCAGUUACAUGCAAGGCUCCAACCGCUCCACCUCCAAGAAGAAAAGCAGCCUGUCUCUCUCCCCAUCAUCCGACUCUGACCUCCUCCCCCCCAUGCCCUCCCAGAAGCAUUCCUCCUCCUCCCAGUGGGCUGCUUUGGGGCUGGCCCAGGCCAGACGUGUAGGCCGGGAGCUCACCCUGGCAUCACCCCGGGCAGCAGAGGGUGAUGCAGGUCUCACUCCCCCCUCCAGACCCAGCCACAGCAGUCACAGUCCCAGCCCCACCCGACUCUCCAACACCCUCCCUCCCCACACACAGGUGGCCCGCAGCGAGCUCAACGUGCGCCUGCCCAGAGGCUUUGAGCGGCGACCUCUUAAACACCCCUCCCACUCAGAGGGAGGAGAUAGGGACAGUGGCACCCCCAAGCCCCCUCGCACCGGCACCAUUCCUGCCCUGGUGCCCAAACCCCCUUCCACCCCCCUGGUCAAAGUGGUGGGAAAGAUCUACUCCCUCAGGUGCCGGUUCUGUGAGGUGGAGUUCCAGGGUCCUCUCUCUGUGCAGGAGGACUGGAUCCGCCACCUACAGCAGCACAUUCUCAACCUCAACUACAACAAGCCUGCUCCCUCUGCCACGGACCCCCCAGUCCAAGACCACAACCCAACCCCAACCUCAACCUCAGUCCCAGCCACUACCUCCAGCUUCACCACAACUCCUGCUCCCACCUCAACCCUACCCUCCAUCCACACCCACACCACAGCUCCUACUGUUCCCCCUCCUUGCAGCCCCUCUCCUCCACCAAUGGCUGAGUCUGCUCCAAUUGUCACUGCCACUCCAAUGGCAACAGCCUCAGCAGAGUCCACCCUCACCCCGAUCCUGAUCCCCACCCUGUCCUUGUAACCCCCAGGUCCAUAACAAUCCACACAUUCUUCUAACCAUCUUGUUCUGCCACGUCUUUGCCAUGCCUUUUUUCCAUCCACUUGUUCCUUCGGCCUCAACACUGGGGACCUGUUGUUGAAGUGUUUUGAAGAGAAGCUUUCCACCAAUGAGCUCUCUCAACCCCCAGCCUCUCCUAGUAAGCUCUGCAGAUGGUUACAAAGCCCCAUUGCCAUGGGAACCCAAGCUCUCCUGACCAGAGUGGGUGAUUGCAACUGUCUAGGGCUUCGGGGUCUGCUGUUUCUUCUUUGUUUGAGCUGAAUGUUCAGUUUGUAACGUGGACAGUUACACUUCCUGCCGCUCAGUGGUUAACCGAGAGGUUAACUUAAACCAUAUUGAACUUUGACUUAUCUCCUUGCUCUAAACAGUGCUUUAUAAAGACCUGAGAGGCUCCGCCCAUUUAUAUUUGAAGCACUUAAUUAAGAGGAGCACACUCAUGGCUCCUGCUUUACUCACCUCAACAACAUUUUAAAAGGAGUUUAAAUAAUGUUUUUGUAUUCAUGCUUAGUCUAUGGUACAGACUUAAAAAGCCCAUUUACACAUUCUUUUGAUAAGGCAAUUUUAACGUAGACAAUGACACAGAGCACUUACAUAAGUGCCCCAUUGAUUAGGGCAGUGAUGAUGAGGAAAAGGCCCCUUUGAGAGAAAAGGAAGGACCCUGUAGAGGAUGCAGCACCUUGAAGGGACGUCCCAUUCACCUUAGAGUUAGGCUGACUGGUGCAGUCACACAGUAACUCUUAAUGUUUUCUGAAUGUAGUUAAAGGGAUAGUUCACCCAAAUUACAUAUUGGUUUCCUUACCCUGCAAGCAGUCUAUGGACAAGGUAUCACAGCAAUCCAUGCGGUGGUUUAGAUUCAUUGGCACCGUUUCCAAAUGUUGUGGCACAAAUCCCAUUUAAGUCAUGGGUAUAAGAUAUUAGCAUUUUUCAAACAUCGUGCCCAAAUCAUUCGAAAGUGUCUACAAUUGAUUGUAAAGCACAACAAAGUCACUUAUAGAUGAUUGCUGAUAUCAGUCCCAUGGGAUUUGUGCCACAAAUGCUAAAACAUUAUCAUUUGAAAACAGUGCCAGGGAAACUAAACCAAAGCAUGGAUUGCUGUCAUACCUUAUCUAUAGACUGUUUACAGGGUAAGGAAACCAAUGUGUCAUUUGGGUGAACUAUCCCUUUUAAUGCACUUAUUAUUUGAGAUGACUGUGUCAUUUUAAAUUAGACUGGUCAUUUUGUUAUUCCAUAGUUUGAUGUCCCCAACACUGUUUAGCUAACGGCAUUUAAGCUCUUGAUGAAACUUUAGAUGAAAGGGUCCAUAGAAGUAUUGACGGUCACUAUUUCAAGUUUCAAUGCGGACACACAUACAAAUGUUGCCAUUUCUUUCUUGCCUUGUCAAUGAAACCCAAAACCUUGGUUGUUAUUUAUUACACAUUUGAAUGUGGUGAACUAGGUUGUUUUUAGGCUCAAUUAGAACAUUGGAAUGUUUGAAAUUAGGCCAGUGACACUUUUAUCUAAGUGCAUAAGCUAUGUGUGUUUGUUAGUUUGUGUGUGUGUUUUUUUUGCACAAGAGGUGCAUGUGUAUGUCUUUCUAUGACUUAAAUGCUAGACAGAGGUCAACAGUAGCUAACACACAGGACCUCUCCGUAGCUAAAAUCUAGCUAAUCAUGGGAUCUGGUCUAUUUUUUAGUCUGAUCAGGACUGCAUCUGCCAUUCUCCUAAGGAUGUGCCAAAGAGUGUGUUUACUCCCUGGUCUCGCCUCUGUAAGCUGUUUACAUGGGACCUGUUCAUAGGGAGGAGCUCUGCACAGCUACGGAGCAACCAAGGCUCCUGUUUGGACGAGGGACAUGUAUCGGUGUACAUCUGGAUCCAGUGACUCCCAGUAUGUGAACCACAGAGUUGACUGACUGUUGCAGUGACAUACAUAAGCGGCCUUGGCUUCAUGGAACUGUUACACUACUGCAUUAUUGCACCCAGUACACGGACGCCCACAGAGGUUGCUAUCUGUCAGAGCUCUGUGAAGUAUUGGUGCCCUUAAAUCCAGACGCAUUACGUAUGGCCUCUGGUGGAACAGCUUCUAAACUGGGGCAACGCUGUCACUCCAGCGUGUCUUCACAUUGCUUCAGGUAAGUGUUUAUAUCGCCUGCAAAGUGACGCAAUAACUGAAGAGUCCAUACGGAAAUGAACUUUUCAAGUUUGUUCCAGCAUUAAACUAUGUCGAAAACAUGACUGUUUGACCCUAACAAUCCCCCAUACCUUUAAUGGAAUAUAGAUACGUAUAUAUAACUACAUGUACUUAUGAAGCUGUUGAUGCUAUUAGAGCUAUUAACAGUUCUAUUAACAGCUAGUUACAAAACAAAUGGAUCUUGAUUCCUUUUAUCGUGAUUUAGUUUCAACCUUCUAUGACAUGUCUUUUUAUUGCUCUGUGCAUUUGUGUAUUUGCAGUCCAGGAGGUGAAACCUUGAUGAGUAUAUUUUAUUUUCUUUGUUAGCUAGUUUCUCCAAGCUGAACAUUGGUGCUCAUGAGAAUGGGAUGGGGAGUGACUGAAGACAGGAGAAAAUGAGUGAUUGUUGUGUCCUAAGAUCAGAGGACUCUAAAUACUUCAGUCUUUAAAGGGGACCACUUUUGCACGUUCAGAUUUUUCUCCACCAGUGUGUGUUCACAUCGUGAUAGGGUUAGCCUCUGGCAGGUUUGUGACUGUGUUACCGUGUAAGAUGAGUUUCCGCUGGUGUUACAACUAAGUCCCCUUUAAGAUUGCCUGUGUGUACCCCUCAGCUGGUAUGACUGGCUGCAGAGGGUUGGUGUGUGUGUGAAUGAGUGUGUGAGUGCCUGUGGAGAGCUAAGACCAUGAUCUGAUGAUGAUAAUACAAAUAUUAAAGAAUUGUACUGUACACAAAGGGUUGAGGUUCAUGUGAAUCAGCUCCUGAACAAACAUUAAAUGUGAUUUCAAACUCA